This is a messenger RNA of Striga asiatica, 570 nucleotides long. The record is from the annotation of a GenBank genome assembly. Lineage: Eukaryota; Viridiplantae; Streptophyta; Magnoliopsida; Lamiales; Orobanchaceae.
AUGGUGUUCUGCAGGGAGAGUAGGGAUGAGGGGGCGAGGGGUUUGUCGAGCGCUGCACGCUCGGCGUCGUCGAGGAGGGAUAGGGCCUCGUCGACGCGGUGCUCGGCGAGGAGGAUCUCGAGGUUCUCGACGAGGGGGUUUGAGGAGGGGUCGGUGGUGAUGGGGUCUGAGAGGGGUUCGAAGGGGUCGUCGGGCGAGUGGUGGUGGUGGGGACCUUCGUGGAGGGACUCGAUACGGACGCCGUCGGCGAUGGUGUGGAUGAUGUUGGCGCGGGACGAGAGAAGGUUUUUGAGGGAGACGAGCUCGCCUUCCAAGUCCGAGAUUUCUCUUGAUGUCCUGUGGAAAAUAUUUUUCCUUGAUAUGAAAGUUGUGCUUAAGAGCCCUUCUUCAAGCCCACAAGGUAAAUGCAAAGGUGCCGAAUUGCCUGUCAAAAGAUCGUGCCCAGGCAAAGGAGAGAAGCUUGUAAUAAUUGAAGACCUUCUCGCUCAUAACGCCACAAUGACUGGUGACGUAAGACUUCGGAUCGAAAUUGGAGGAUUUGAAGACUUUGAGCUUCUCACUCAACGUUAG